GUGGCGGCGGCGCCGCGGCGGGCGCGGAGCGGGGCCGGGCCGGGGGCGGCGGCUCCGGGGGGUUCGCUGGAGCCUUGGUCCCAGCUUGGCAGCUGUAGGAGCCGGGGGUACCAGGUCAGCAUGAUCCCGGGGCACGGGCCGGUGAUCCAGUCGGUGCUGGGAACGCUCCUCACCUGGGGGCUGACGGCAGCUGGCUCAGCACUGGUCUUUGUGUUCUCCAGUGGGCAGAGGCGGAUCCUAGAUGGCAGCUUGGGCUUCGCUGCGGGGGUCAUGCUGGCUGCUUCCUACUGGUCCCUCCUGGCCCCGGCCAUCGACAUGGCCGAGGAGUCCGGCGGCUUCGGAGCCUUCGCCUUCGUGCCGGUGGCCGUGGGCUUUGCCCUGGGAGCAGCUUUUGUGUACUUGGCCGACCUGCUCAUCCCAGCACUGGGUUUCAGUGGACCUCCCCACGCAGCGUUUGCCCUGAGCUGCGACCAACGAGCAGUGAAAGAAAAAUAUGAGCAUGAACCUGCUCAUCACCUGGACUACGAGAGCGAGUUGUCCAUCCGGAUAGGUAGAGCUGGGCUCCAUCCAGACAAAGGUGAGAAUGGGGAGCCCUACCAGAGGAGGAGAGGUGUGGGGACCAGCCUGCCUGACAGCCCCCCAACAUUCCCCACUGCCAGGGACAGUGCCCCCCUGGCUGGCAGCAGCAGCUGGAGGCGGAUUCUGCUGAUGAUCCUUGCUAUAACUAUCCACAACAUCCCAGAGGGUCUGGCAGUGGGAGUUGGAUUUGGAGCUAUUGGGAAAUCAGCCUCUGCGACCUUCCAAAGUGCCAGGAACUUGGCAAUCGGGAUUGGGAUUCAGAACUUCCCGGAGGGCCUGGCUGUCAGUCUGCCUCUGCGUGGUGCUGGAUUUUCCCCAUGGAAAGCGUUCUGGUACGGGCAGCUGAGUGGCAUGGUGGAGCCCGUGGCUGGUGUCCUGGGUGCCUUGGCCGUGGUGGUGGCAGAGCCUCUCCUCCCCUAUGCCUUGGGCUUUGCAGCUGGAGCAAUGGUCUACGUGGUGAUGGAUGAUAUCAUCCCUGAGGCACAGACCAGUGGCAAUGGGAAGCUGGCUUCCUGGACCUCAAUACUGGGAUUUGUGGUGAUGAUGUCCCUGGACGUUGGGCUUGGGUAGGGCCAUGCACCACUCCCCAGGAGAAGACUUCAGAGCCAUUUCUGCAGCAGUGUUUGUAACUGGACACGCGUUAUCCUCGAGACCCUUUUUUAUAUGUAUAUUUUUUGGAUCUGGUUCGGUGUUGAUUUCCUAUAAUUUUAUACCUUUUCCUCCCCUCCAACAUCGUGUCAAUGGUUUUCAAAGCACAAAGACGGGUGGUUCCUCGUGGGUCCUGGUUUCCUUUCACCACCAGGUUUUUCUUUUCCCCUCAGGAGGGUUGUUGGACAACACGUUGGUUGGGCUGCAGGUCACCAUGUCCUUCCCUUCCGUGCUGGGCUGGUUUCUCUGAGUCAGGUCACUCUGGGUUUUGAUCAGUUUUGUUCUUUAGAAGAUUAGAAAUUUGCUGUUGCGUGGUUAAGCUGCUCUGUGGUGAAGUACCAAGGCAUUUGAAUGGAGUAAACUCUAUCCAGAGUCUCAACUGUGACACUUUUUUCAAAAGGCAGGUGGAAGGUGAUGGGGCUAAGGUAACACGUGCAGUACGUGGGAUGGCAGGUCCCCUGGAUCCUGCUGGUCCUUGGGAAUGUUUUAGGGGAUUUGUUUCAAUGGGUGCAAACAGGCCAGGCAAAUAAAAGUGAAUUUUCUUGGGAUAUCUGUAAGAGGGAAAUGUCAUUUUUUCCUAAAUUUAGUUUCCUAAGUGAGGCAUUGAUCCAAUUCAUUGUGUCCAAUACCCUGAGGUUUUCUCUGAGAAAAAAAGAAACAGGAAGGAAGAACUUCUGUGUUUUCCAGCAUGUCCUCUUUGAAGAGGCGAGGUGGGAUGUCCUGGUGUGCAGCAGGACACGUUUCCACGUGGGGCCUCUUCUGGCCUUACCCAGUGAGUGCUGGUCCAUGGCUGCUGGCUCCGAUGGCUCAGACUUCCCAAGAGGCCCAGGCAGGUUCUUCCCAGCUGUGGCCCUGGUUACACCUCACCCCUCAGAGGAGCUCGGAGCUGAGUCAGGCCCUGAGCCUGCCGGGAGCUCCUGUCUCCCUGAGCAGCAGCAGGAUGAAAGAAUCCAUCAGGAUGCAUUAACUAUCCUACCUGAAGAGCCAGGAAUGUGCAGCCUGUGUACCUGCCUCUUCACCCUCUGCUUUUCAAGCAUCUCUUGGCUGCACAGCAGGUCCCGAGCAGGCAGGAUCAGGCCCUGCCAGGCAGAGGAGCGAGCCCUGCCCGUCCCUCCCUGUGCCUGGACACACUGCCACGAGGAGGGGAACGCGGGAGCUGGAAGGGUGCUGCAAACCACAGCUCCUUCAGCCUUCAAGCAAGGAUGCUUCUGUCUUCAGGAAAAAGGGGUUCAUUGGUCCUUUCAGCAGGAAUAAGUGGAUCACCUGGCUGCCUGCAUCCCUGGGGGAGCAGGGCUGGGAGAGAGGGCAUCACGGGCCACCGUUUGGUGCUGCUGGAGGAGCUGCAGGAAGGGCAGCCAAAGGGAAGAGCUUUGAAUAAACUAACCUCGAGCCAGGCUUUCUGCUUUGGUUCUUUUUUAAUUUUUUUUAUUUUAUUUUUUGUUGGAUUUCAUUUGUACUUCAUUUGUGUGUCACUCUGGAUGAUGAUACAAAACUACUGUUUGGCAAUGGAUUUGACCUUUUAACUGUGAUUGGUUCCAAUAAAUGGGAAAUUCAGAGUU
Molecule: messenger RNA, 2786 nt
Organism: Apus apus (common swift)
Lineage: Eukaryota; Metazoa; Chordata; Aves; Apodiformes; Apodidae
Gene: SLC39A11
Product: solute carrier family 39 member 11
Exons: 10
Coding region: 121-1149 (342 amino acids)
Biological process (GO): zinc ion transmembrane transport
Cellular component (GO): membrane
Molecular function (GO): zinc ion transmembrane transporter activity
Source: RefSeq, a predicted model, not a curated record